AUGGAACUACUUUCUACCUGGGGCAAAUUUGUCCCGAACUACAAAUGUGACACCCAGGACAACCCAGCAGCUGUCAUUGGAGGACCUACUUCUAACGUUUGUCUUUUCAUGGCAGAUAUCUUGAGCGCCUAUAAAUUUACACAGGUUUCAGGAUUCCAUGAAUUUCUGCAGAACAGGAAACUAGACACCGAUCAAGAGGAUGGCUUUAUCGGGGACUUCUGGCAACAGGCAUUCAUGUGUUCUUUUCCCGGGCUCAAUUUAGACGAGUCCCCUGAAAAUAUCUGCACUGAGGAGAACAAGCUGGAGACUCUUCCUAUGUCUGUUUUUGAAAUGCAUGUGGAUGACUGCUUUCAAUGUCCAGGAGAUCAUUAUCCAAACAAGUUUAAGGAUUUCUGCAUCCCCAAAUCUCUAACUUUCCUCACUUUUGAAGAUGCUCUGGGAACAGGUUUGGCCAGCUCUGCUCUUCUCCUUUUUUGUGUGACUGCUGGAGUGCUUGGGAUCUUCAUCAAACACCGGGACACUCCCAUUGUCAAGGCCAAUAAUCAGAAUCUCACCUAUACUCUUCUCAUCUCCCUCCUGCUCUCCUUCCUUUGUGCUCUGCUGUUCAUUGGAAAGCCACAGAAGAUGACCUGUCUCUUUCGUCAGACAGCUUUUGGCAUCAUCUUCUCGGUGGCUGUUUCUUCUGUGUUGGCAAAAACUAUCACUGUGAUUCUUGCUUUCCAAGCCACCAAGCCCGAAUCCACAUUGAGGAAAUGGAUGGGGAAAAGAACAGCCACCGCCAUUAUUCUCUUCUGCUUCCUCAUUCAAGCUACAAUUUGUACAGUAUGGUUGACUACCUUUCCUCCAUUUCCAGAUUUUGAUGUAAACUCAAUGGCUGAAGAAGUCAUUCUAGAAUGUAACGAAGGUUCUGUUUUCAUGUUUUAUUGCCUCCUGGGUUUUAUGGGUUUCCUGUCUAUUUGCAGCUUCACUGCAGCUUUCUUUGCCAGGAAGUUGCCUGACAGUUUCAAUGAAGCCAAGUUCAUCACCUUUAGCAUGUUGGUCUUCUGCAGUGUGUGGAUUUCCUUUGUGCCAACGUACUUAAGCACCAAGGGAAAAAACAUGGUGGCCGUGGAGAUCUUCUCAAUUUUGGCUUCCAGCACCGGGUUACUAGGUUUUAUAUUUUUCCCCAAAUGCUAUAUCAUUGUUCUGAGACCUGAAAUGAAUAGAAAAGAACAAUUAAUAAAAAGAAGACAUUAAUCAAAUUUUCUGUUAGCCCUUUUGUCACUGUUUGUCUUUUCUUUGGGAUUCGAUUCUUAAGGUAGAAAGAACUAUCUUCAUUAUAGAUGAUAUUUUGGUACAGAAGCACAAUAUAUGAUAAACCCUCAUAAUUUCAACAAUGGGAUGGAUAUCUGUUGUAGUUUGUAUUCAGCUAAUUAGAAUACAAAAUGCCAGUAUUAUAAUGUGGAAUGGAAUUUGGAGUGCAAAAAUAAAAAAGAGAUUGACUGAAGAGGUUUACAUUCUUUGUAAACCCUUGUCACUUCACAUACACUAUCGAUAUUCUAGAGAAUUCAAGGCUUUUUCAUGCCAUGUUCCAAUUUCUCUCAUGUUCUGAGAGACCAAGGCAAUUCUGAACCAUAGCUUCCAGCCAGUGAGGUAACUACUUCUGUUUAUUCUGGAUGGGAUUUGCAGACCUCUUCAGUUAGUGUCUCAUUCAUUUAUAUUUAUGGUUUUUACAGGCAUGAGAUAAACUCAGAGAACUAUUAAUGUUUUGAGAUUUUGUUGAGAUUCCUCAAUCAUACAAGUCCAAAAUCAUUGUAUGUAUUAGUUCUGUAUGAUGCACACAUACACCAUUCCACAUAUGGGAUGCUUAAUACACUGGCACAACAUUUUCAGGUUCUUUCAACAAUUUGAUUGGAUUUACAAUUUUUCUAUGGUGCUCAAGCACAGUCUAUCUUGGAAACAUUUGUGUACUGAUUAUAGGGGUUUAAAUAUCAUAUGCACCACCAAGAAAUAUCCCUUACCCCUGAUACAAGACAUGUUAUCACACCUAUCCCAAGGAAAAAACUUUACAAAAUUAAACUUAAAGGAGGUAUACUACAGAAUCGGAAUUAAGGCUGGAGAUGAAUGGGAAACAGCCUUUAAUUGUCUUCUGGGAUCAUAUCAGUACCAGGUAAUGCCAUUUGUCUUGGUUGGAACCCCCAGGGUUAUCAUGCAGUUCAUCAAUGAAAUACUACAUCUGUAUCUUUAUAAGGGAGAUUUAGUCUAUCUUGAUGACAUAUUAUUUUUUUAGCGUCAUUAGAAGAACACAAAAUUUGACCAGGCAGGUAUUAACAAACUUACAGGAAGCACAGCUCUAUGUCAAGUUGUCCAAAUGUGAGUUCCAUAGAGAAGAACUAGACUACCUGAGGUUCCACAUUUCUAAGAA
Anolis carolinensis (green anole) is the source of this 2404-nucleotide messenger RNA. Its product is annotated as vomeronasal type-2 receptor 26-like. The record is from RefSeq and is a predicted model, not a curated record. Bases 1 to 1236 code for a protein of 411 amino acids. Gene Ontology annotation, cellular component: plasma membrane. Gene Ontology annotation, biological process: G protein-coupled receptor signaling pathway. Gene Ontology annotation, molecular function: G protein-coupled receptor activity. The transcript has 3 exons. Lineage: Eukaryota; Metazoa; Chordata; Lepidosauria; Squamata; Anolidae.